AUAAUUAAUUAAAUUUGCAUAAAUUUCUCUUUAAUAUUCUUUAAAGAUAAAUAAAUAAAUGAAAUAAUAGAAUAAAUAUUAUAACAACCUAAAAGAUUUUUUAAGCUCUUCGCUUUCAUCUCAUAAAGAUCUCCAUUUUAAUCUUAAUUACAAUGAAAUUGGUGGUGAGGGUUUGUCAAGCUUAGGUUUUGCUUUAGCAAACUGUACUAAUUUAACAAAAUUGGGAUUUAGUUUUAUAAAUUAAAUUAGUGAUGAUGGUGUAUAAGGCUUAGGUUAAGCAAUAACAAAAUGCAUUAAUGUCUCAUAUUUGACAAUAUGCCUUAAUUAUAAUUAAAUUGGCAAUCAGGGCGCAUCAGGUCUAGGUUAAGCUUUAGCAAAAUGUAUAAAUCUUUAGAACUUGGAACUUUAUAUAAAUAAAAAUUUAAUUGGUUUAAUUGGUGCAUCUGAUAUGAGCUAUGCUCUAGCAAAACUCCCUAAUCUUUCUAGUUUGAUACUAGAUCUUGGUCAUAACUAAAUUAGCCAGAAAUGUGAAUUAAACUUAGGUUCAAUUUUAGCAAAGUGUACUAAUCUCUCAAAUUUGACACUUUAUCUGAGUGGAAAUCAAAUAGGCAAUGAAGGCCUAUUAGACUUAGGUUAUACUUUAGCAAACUUCACUAAUCUCUAAAAUUUUACACUUUAUCUAAAUGAAAAUUAAAUUGAAGAUGUAGGUAUAUUAGGCUUAGGUUCUUCUUUAGUAAAGUGCACUAACCUAUCAAGUUUGACACUUUAUCUAAGUUAGAAUUUAAUCUGCGCAACUAGUUUAUUAGAUUUAGGUUCUUCUUUAGAUAACUGCUCUAAUCUCUCAAAUUUGACACUUGAUCUUGGUUACAAUAAAAUUGACGAUCAAGGUGCAUAAGAACUAGGUUAUGCUUUAUCAAAGUGUACUAAUUUCUCAAAUUUGGCACUUUAUCUCUUCGAAAAUUAAAUUGGUGCAAAGGGUGCUUCAAGCUUAUGUUCUGCUUUAUAAAAGUGCUCAAAUCUCUUAAAUUUAACACUUUAUAUUAAUGUUAGUUAAAUUGAUUAUGAAGGUUAAUCAUGCUUAGUUUCCGCUUUAGCAAAAUCUACUACUCUCUUAAAUUUAAUACUUAAUCUUGGUGAUAACUAAAUUUAAGUAUCAGAAAAAUUGAAACUAAAGUGGAAGUGCCUUAAAUUAAAAAGAUUGAUUUCCUAUAAGCUAUUUUCAUGAUAACAAGUAAUUAACGAAGGUAAGAUGAAUAAAGUAAAAAAAAUGCUUUUUAAUUUAACAUAGAAUAUACUGUAAAUCCUCAUUAAUUAAGAGCCGAAUAUAUUAAGAGCUUAAAUUUUAUAAAAUAGAAAAAAUUAAUUUACUUUGAGAAAAUUUCCCUUUUUUUUAAAUUUUUUGUAAUUGAAUGUUAUGGUGUGUGUGUGUAUGUGUAUUAGGUUUUGUUAACUACUUUUAUUUUAAAUUAAACUAAUAAUUAUAUAAUGCAAAUAAAUAUUUUACAAAAUGAAAUCCU
This is a messenger RNA of Tetrahymena thermophila SB210, 1517 nucleotides long. Its product is annotated as cyclic nucleotide-binding domain protein. Gene Ontology annotation, cellular component: cytosol; perinuclear region of cytoplasm; nucleus. Gene Ontology annotation, molecular function: small GTPase binding; GTPase activator activity. The transcript has 14 exons. Gene Ontology annotation, biological process: nucleocytoplasmic transport; activation of GTPase activity. NCBI's taxonomy places the organism in Eukaryota, Ciliophora, Oligohymenophorea, Hymenostomatida, Tetrahymenidae. The record is from RefSeq and is a predicted model, not a curated record.